This is a messenger RNA of Cylas formicarius (sweet potato weevil), 1766 nucleotides long. RefSeq names its product xaa-Pro aminopeptidase 3. Bases 201 to 1712 code for a protein of 503 amino acids. Gene Ontology annotation, molecular function: manganese ion binding; metalloaminopeptidase activity. Lineage: Eukaryota; Metazoa; Arthropoda; Insecta; Coleoptera; Brentidae. Gene Ontology annotation, cellular component: mitochondrion. The transcript has 4 exons. The record is from RefSeq and is a predicted model, not a curated record.
CAUUAGCACUUUACCCUAUGCUCCUUUAUUACACGUAAUGAAAGGAUUAAGUUUUUUUUAACUGUUUUCUAGUUUCACGCCAUUAGACACAUGUCAAUGUCAUGGCCAAAACAAACUAUUUAAUUUUUUUAGAGGAAGAUUACACUCAAUUCUAAAUUUUUUUUUUGUAAUUCAAAAUUGCUGUGAUAAUAUCCAACAACAUGUUCCCCUUAAACGUCGUCCCGCGGUGUAGAGCAGGUAUUGCGAAAACAUUCUGCACACAACCCGCCAAAAGCAAACUUCGGGGCGCCUGCGAGUCCGGCCAGGGGAAACCCCUCGGCCAGCCGGCGCACCACACCCACCCGCAUCUACUGGGCGACGGAGAAGUGACGCCCCUAAUCAAAAAAGGCGAGUACCAGUGCCGCCGUCAGAACUUGGUCGAGUCGGUUGUAUCUAAUGCCACCAAAAGCGACCCCCACGCGAAACGCCACAUGAUAGUCAUACCGGCCGCGACCAAGCAAUAUAUGUCCGACAAAAUCCCCUACGUCUUCCGUCAAAACUCCGAGUUCCUUUACCUAACCGGGUGCCAGGAACCAGACACGUGUUGCGUCAUAAUGACGGGCGAGUCUCCCGGGGACCAUCGCACCACCCUCUUCACACGUGACAAGGACGAGCACGCGGAAUUGUGGGACGGGCCCCGUACCCACCCCGAAGACGCUCCCGCGUUUUUCGGCGUCGACCAGAGUCUGCCUGUCAGCGAACUGUCGAAUUUUUUACUCUCCUGCCGCAAGGAGGCCCCGGACUUGCGUCUGUGGUACGACGUCGCCAACCCAGUACACAGAGACGUGCACCAAAUUGUCUGUGACUACUUGAAGGAAGUUUCGGCCAAAACGUGCGAGUCUCCGCGCUCGUUCAUACACAAACUGCGGCUGUACAAAAGCACGGCUGAGAUGGCGCUCAUGCAAAAAUCGGGAGACAUCGCCUCCAAGGCUAUAGCGGAGACGAUGGCGUUUUCGAGACCCGGGAUUGGGGAGGACCAGCUAUUCGCCAAGGUCGAUUUCGAGUGCAGAAUGCGGGGGGCAGAAUUCUUGGCUUACCCGCCGGUGGUAGCCGGCGGCAGUCGAGCCACCACUAUACACUACAUCGACAACAACCAGGUGCUCAGCGAUGACGAGCUGGUGCUCAUGGACGCCGGUUGCGAGUACCACGGGUACGCCAGCGAUGUGACGCGCACGUGGCCCGUCAACGGCAAGUUUACCGCCCCCCAGCGGGAGAUUUAUGAGAUCGUAUUGGACGUGCAGGAGCAGCUCAUCCAACUAUGCGGUCAGUACCCAACGUUGGACUCGCUGUUUGAGUCUAUGUGCUACCUUCUUGGGAAAAAGCUGCAGGAUGCCGGGCUUGUGGGGCCACAACCCUCCAACAACUAUUUGAUGAAGGCCGCGUACCAGCUUUGCCCCCACCACGUCUCCCACUACCUGGGCAUGGACGUGCACGAUACCCCCUCCCUACCGCGGAACAUCAAAAUAGAACCGGGCAUGGUGAUCACCGUCGAACCCGGCAUCUACGUAAGCGACCGGAACAGCACCCUGCCAAAGGAGUACCACAACAUUGGCGUGCGGAUAGAGGACGAUGUCCUCAUCACAGUCAACGGGCCCGUCGUGCUCAGCCGCAAGUGCCCUAAGACUGUGAGCGACAUCGAGGCCGUCGUCAGAGAAGGCACCUGCGUCCUCUAAAAUCGUCCACUUUGUGUCCGUUUCGCGUCUUAACCAAUAAAAGAGUCCGUUUUA